Messenger RNA from Colletotrichum godetiae, 1296 nucleotides. RefSeq lists its product as uncharacterized. NCBI's taxonomy places the organism in Eukaryota, Fungi, Ascomycota, Sordariomycetes, Glomerellales, Glomerellaceae. The record is from RefSeq and is a predicted model, not a curated record. The transcript has a single exon. Bases 357 to 1061 code for a protein of 234 amino acids.
GGUAUAUGGUGACAACGUCAGGUUUACAGAUACGAAGCUAUAUCUAAAAUAUACAGCGAAGGGCUUUCACCACGUUUUGAGUCCUCGGACGGUGUAGAACGCCGAUUAGACAGGGCAACGACAAAGGAAGGUGCAGAUGGUCUGUCGGAUACCCAUGCAUGGCGAAAACUCAAUAGACUAGAGCGAGACGACGAGACGGUAGACUAUGUAAGUAGUGUUCCUUGGCAAUUUUGGCGCGCUUUCCAUAUCAUUAAUAUGCACACAGGGGACUCACGGGUUGUAUUUGUCAGACGGAUCUGUAAAUUGGCCCGAGAGUGUAUGGCAUAUAAAUAGGGGCACAGUUAGGCAGCGUUCCCAUGCUUGACCUCGCCCGCACAACACACUCAGCUUCUACCAGUCUAUCAUAUUAUUUACAUCAGUUCUUUUCAAUGGCCGAAGUAGCCCGGAAAGUAUCUUCUCAAGAUUCACAAGAGUCCGUGUCGAGUGCUCGAAGACAAAUGGACAAAGAUUGGCCUCUACAGGAACUAGCAAAGGCUUGCGAAAUCUCGAGUUCUUUCGGAAGUUCUACUGGCUUUCAGCAGUCAGACUCACAAGAAUCAUUCUCUGACCCUCCCCUGGGCCACCAGAGGCCUUUGUAUCAGAGAGGCGACGAGGACGAGCCCAGUCAGCCUUCAUAUACAAAACUGAGAGAGAAACCUAGAGACGACCUACAAAAUGAGGAAGACGCAUCUAUAUGCGACGAUAGCGACAAGGAAAACACACCACCGAAAGCGGGAUACAAAAGUGCGACAUUUCAUGAUAAGCUUCGGGGGACUUCGAAAUGCGAGACUGGUGAUAAUAGCGUCGGCCGCUGUGUCACCAUGAGCGUCACUUUGUCAACUCCUCGGAUUACUUUCAAUGUCGACUUGAAAGUAUUGGUCGAACUCCGAAAGGACAACAGACAAGGUCGAGGCAGCAAGCGAGACAGUAGAUCAGGCCGGGUCUCCAAAAGAAGAACCAGGGCCUCAAGAACCUACACUGGAGGGAGAGGUGACAAGAGCGAUAGCAGUGGUCAUUCUUGAGGAUGGUAGAAGUUGCUACCGAUGUGGUUGAACGACGUGGAUAUCGUGAUGGUAUGGCCGUUCAAGUUUCAUUCGAAUGAAGUUAUCAAGUGUUCUUUCAUGGUCGCGAAACUAGUGCGAUAUUGAGUGACUUCACAGGCACAAUGUCUUAACCGAAAAAUAGAAUAUCAAAGCCUGGCAAGAUUUCCAGUGCGAUGGCAAGCAUCAUCCUUUCAGAUAGAAAUACAAUGUCGCC